Trematosphaeria pertusa is the source of this 1011-nucleotide messenger RNA. RefSeq lists its product as uncharacterized. The record is from RefSeq and is a predicted model, not a curated record. The transcript has a single exon. NCBI's taxonomy places the organism in Eukaryota, Fungi, Ascomycota, Dothideomycetes, Pleosporales, Trematosphaeriaceae. The coding region runs from base 1 to 1011 and encodes 336 amino acids.
AUGUCUCCACGUAGCGACGCCACUCCUGCCAACAAACGCACUGUUGACGCGCCCGAGGGCCCAACAACUAGCGCCCUGAACAAUGCGUUCCUCACCGUGAAGAAGAUGGGCAAGGCAAAGAAGAACACGCCUAAUACUGAACCGGUUGAUCUCAAGGAUAUCCGCGAGAUGUCCCUGGCCGAUCGGGCUCUCCUGUGCAAGGGCCGCCGUGUCAAGAUCUUCGCGGGCAACGACUUCAUCGUCGACCUCCCGCAGGCUCUCCUCCUAAUGACUUCGAUCAAUGGGCCUAAACUCCUCUGCGGCGGCAACACCAUCGUCCUCCCAACCGGCACGGACAAGGAUGGCGUUAUCCGCCUUGUCAAGUACCUCGACAACAUCGCCCGCUCGCCGAAGAAGCCAUCUCGCAUAGCAGCCAAGCUGGAAACGUUCGAGGAUCUGAGCACUUGCGCCGCCGCCCAGCUCCUAGGUAUGGAGAAGUACACCGCCAACAUCAUGAACCUGUACUGGGCCUGGUUCGCCAACUCGCUCCCAGACUACGACGACCUCGACGCCAUCAUGUGCUUCCCGACCUCGCACACGCGCCUCUUCGACCUCGUCGCCUCGCAGCUCGCCUCGCUCGUCCGCGACGACCAAGUCCCCGACCCGGAGGACUUCGCCGUCUACCUCGCGAACAACGCCCGCCUCGCCGACAAAAUCGCCGACAUCAACAAGAAGGCGGCGGCCAAGGCACGGCGUGAGGCUGCGCGCGAGCGGCGCCGGAAGGAGUUCGAGGCGUGCCAGCAGCGGCGCGAAGAGGCCGAGGCCCGCCGCGCUGAGGACGAAGCCCGUCGUCUGAAGGCGCAGAAGGAGCGCGAGGCGAAGGAUAAGGCGUUCUGGGAGGACAAGAAGAAGACGGAGAAGGAGCUCGAGGCCCGCGUGCAGGAGAAGAUGCGUAAGGGCGCAAAGGCGUUUACUAAGGAGGAGGCGGCGCAUAUUCGCAAGACGCGUGGCAAGACUGUGGCUGCGGUGUGA